Messenger RNA from Aureobasidium subglaciale EXF-2481, 2202 nucleotides. RefSeq lists its product as uncharacterized. Gene Ontology annotation, biological process: protein quality control for misfolded or incompletely synthesized proteins. Lineage: Eukaryota; Fungi; Ascomycota; Dothideomycetes; Dothideales; Saccotheciaceae. The record is from RefSeq and is a predicted model, not a curated record. The coding region runs from base 369 to 1898 and encodes 509 amino acids. Gene Ontology annotation, molecular function: ATP binding; ATP hydrolysis activity. Gene Ontology annotation, cellular component: mitochondrion; cytoplasm. The transcript has 2 exons.
UUCGAGUCUCAGCUCUCCUACUCGACUUGACCUUGAUCCUCGAGAAAGCCCUCCGACUGAGUUCACUGCGUGCGAACCAACAACCUCACUCGGCAAGAAAAAGAGCCUUUACACCAAGCUUGGAAACAACUAUCCCGAGUCCUGCUACUGGUAAACCACCAUGAGCGGGCAAGUUUGCACCAGUGGUCUGAGAGGGCUGGCUAGAGUUACUCGUAGCGCUGGAAAGCCUUCGUAUCUCUCAUGGGCCUCAGGACCACAGAGGGUUGGCGCGAUCAGCCUACAGACACAGUCACAAAGAUGUAUGGGCUCCUGGAGCGAUCGCCGGCUCAGAGGACAAUGGGGUGCACAUCAGAUGAAGAAGCGAAACUAUGCGACUUCAAACUCGACCAUCUCCAUGGCCGAUUACAGAAAGAGUAGGUGAAUCGGGAGAACCCUGGAUACACCCGACUUCAGUCAGUAACAGCCCUCGUUUUCAAGGUGAAUAUGGCCCCGUGGCCGAGUACGAUCGCCGUGUGCAAUCUGGCGUCCUCAGAGACGACCAGCAUCAGCGCACCAUUAUCGAAUCACUACAAGAUCUGCACGACAUGUUGGCCAACUACAACCCACCAGACGUACAAGAACCGACGAUAGAAUCGCUGCAGCCCAAACGAAAAGGCUUCCUCUCUUCAAUCUUUGGUGGAGGUCAAAAGAUGCAAUCCAGCUUACAAAUGCCCGACGACCUACCAAAGGGCUUGUACAUGUAUGGCGAUGUUGGUAGCGGCAAGACCAUGAUGAUGGACCUUUUCUACGACACGUUGCCCGGAAACAUCAAGAGAGCCACUCGCAUUCAUUUCCACAACUUCAUGCAGGAAGUCCACCGAGACUUGCACAAAGUCAAGAUGCAGCACGGUCAGGACAUUGAUGCUAUUCCUUUCGUGGCCGCUCAUAUCGCCAAACGCAGCAGUGUGCUCUGCUUUGACGAGUUCCAGUGUACAGAUGUGGCAGAUGCCAUGAUCCUGCGAAGACUGGUUGAGUCUUUGAUGAACCAUGGCACAGUCAUUGUCACCACCAGCAACCGUCAUCCCACAGAGCUUUACAAGAAUGGUGUACAGCGCGAAUCCUUCGUUCCUUGCAUUAAUCUUCUCCAACGACAAUUGCGUGUUCUCAACCUCGAUUCUCCUACCGACUACCGCAAGAUCCCUCGCCCUCCGUCAGGUGUUUACCAUUUCCCACUCAAUAUGGCUGCGAGUACUCAUAUCACACAUUGGUUCAAGUACCUCGGUGACUUCGAGAACGACCCUCCUCACCCAGCCGAACACUACGUCUGGGGGCGACCUAUUCAGGUUCCUGAAGCAAGUGGAAAGGCUGCACACUUUGAUUUCAACGAACUCAUCGGCCGUGCGACUGGUGCUGCCGACUACAUUGAGCUUGUUCGCAACUACGACGCUUUCAUCGUUAGCAAUGUGCCGCAGAUGGACCAUCGCAGCCGUGACAGAGCUCGCCGCUUCAUCACAUUCAUCGAUGCCGUCUACGAAUCACAGGCCAAACUUGUUCUCACAUCCGCUGUGCCACUGACAGAGCUCUUCCUCUCGCGCGAGGAAGUCGACGCAGCGAUCAAGCAAGCGGCAGACAAGGGCGACAGCAAUGCGAAGGCUGCUUUACACGAUGGCUCAGAUGUCGAUGAUGUGAUGCGUCAGAUGAUGGACGAUCUAGGCAUGAACAUGAAUAUGCUGAAGAAGAGUAAUUUCUUCUCCGGCGAUGAAGAGGCAUUUGCAUUCGCUCGUGCAUUGUCUCGUCUUUCUGAGAUGGGCUCGCAGAUGUAUGUCGAGCGUGGCAUGGGACUCGAGCACAAAGGCGGCAAGAAGGAGAAGGAACACUUCUCAAAAGUCAGGAGUAAGUGGAAGGAGGAUAGCAUGUAGAGCCUGCUAUCGAUCAAGUCCUGUGACGACUCGGAUAUAGCAUGGCACUCUCGAGCAGGAUAGGAUUUUGGUUUCUCAAGCGUAUACGCCUCAACAAACUUCAUAUAUACAUUGUGAAUUAGACAUGCUUCACAAGCAAGUAGACGAGUCUAUGGACUUUCCGUAAAGCGAGGCUCCAUCAGACACACGAUCGAAAUAUAGAUCAUGUCUUCUGAAAUCUGCGCUCCCCUCUUCGAGCGAAUAUAGCAAAUAUGCUUUUGGUGACAGGCCUCAGAUAUGUGUCAUGUUGAGAUCAAGUCCACAG